This is a messenger RNA of Parastagonospora nodorum SN15, 399 nucleotides long. RefSeq lists its product as hypothetical. The transcript has 2 exons. The coding region runs from base 1 to 399 and encodes 132 amino acids. NCBI's taxonomy places the organism in Eukaryota, Fungi, Ascomycota, Dothideomycetes, Pleosporales, Phaeosphaeriaceae. The record is from RefSeq and is a predicted model, not a curated record.
AUGGCUAGUCGCUACACUGGCAAAGCAAAUCAAGGCUGGAGUUAUGAAAGUGAGGCUAUACAGUACUUCCGUUCCCUAGAGCUAUUUCGAGAAGAGGCCUGUGUCGAAUUGACACUUCUUGACGGCGAACUAUGUAGGAGGGCAUUCUGGGUGCUCUCAGACAAGCAGCACGAUAUCUAUCCUGAGAAUGCUGCAGAUAGCACCUACACCCCGGCAGACUCGACACAGUCCAAGUUGACCAUCAGCUUGAGCGCCAAACUUCGCAUCAUCAGAAAGUUGCAAACCACCGUCGAGAAGUUGCCGAAGGAACUAAAAUAUCUACCCUGGAUCCUCAGCUCUUACACUCGCAACGCUACUCUUCCGAAUCUGUCGUAUGCGCGCAUCAUUUCGAUACCAUGA